Chlamydomonas reinhardtii is the source of this 1455-nucleotide messenger RNA. RefSeq lists its product as uncharacterized. The record is from RefSeq and is a predicted model, not a curated record. The transcript is spliced from 6 exons. Bases 261 to 1433 code for a protein of 390 amino acids. Lineage: Eukaryota; Viridiplantae; Chlorophyta; Chlorophyceae; Chlamydomonadales; Chlamydomonadaceae.
GCACUGGAUUUGUCACCGAGACACCCCGCACACGCAUACCUCGGACUCGUGGACCUGUCUCAAGCUUCUCCGGAGCUAACAGCCACUUCUCUGUAAGUUACUGUUGUUAGGUUAACUGCACCAUACGGUAGCCUAGCUUGCAGACGAAGAGACGCUGCCCAGUAGACCAACUGCUGCAAAAGCGAGGCGCCGUGGUUUCAGGUGCAAGGCUCGCGCCGGCCGACUUAAGAGCUAGGUUGACACCUAAUAUCUUAGAGGUGAUGGCCUCGGGGCUCGACGUCGACAUGAUGGGCGGGGUGCGACCUCGCUCCAGCGGUAACAUUCCGGUCAGCACCUGUGGCGGCGCGCAGCUGUAUUGGGAGGAGUAUGGACCGCGCGACAGCGGCAGCAGUAGUGCGGGGGCCCUCUCACCUGCUGCUGCUCCUUCUACCGUGGGCUUCCCUGCUGGCCCCCCUGCCUACGACAAGCGGUUGCUGCUCAUUAAUGGUGCCAACGGCAAGAUUCCCUUUUUCGGCCAUGCCAUACAGCACUUUGUGAGGCUGGGUUACACGGUGUUGGUGCACGAGGCCCGUGGUGUGGGCCGCAGCAGUGCUGUCGGGCCGCCCGCCCGCCAGUCCAUCCGGCUGCUGGCGGCGGACACGCAGGCGGUGGCCAACGGCGUGUGGGGCGCCCACAGCCGCUUCCACCUGCUGGGGGCGUCCCUGGGCGGCAUGGUGGCGCAGGAGCUGGUGUACCGCCUGGUGCGCGGCGGAGACAAGUGCUUUGGUGCCUCUGUUGUCCCUCUGCUGGGUGUCCUGCUGCUGGUGACUGACUGCGGGCAGCGCUGGUGGCCGCUGCCCUGGCGCCGGGAGGGGCGAGUGCGGCGGCUGGUGCUGCCGCAGCUGGGGUUCAGGGAGGACGACGGCGGUGCGGACUUCCGCGAGCGCUUCGGCCGUCAGAUUGAGGCCUGCUACUCCGCCGCAUGGCUGGACGGGCCCGCACCGCCACUGCCCGGCAGCACUAGCAGGGGCGAAGGAGGUUGCAAGCCGGCAGCUGCGCCGGGAGACACGGAGGCAGGUGCCGCUGCCUCGGCUGGCCCCACCACACGGCGGCAGGUGGUGACUCGGCUGUGGUGCGAGCACUGGCGGGAGCUGUCCGCCAUGCGGGCCACCCCCGAGGACGUGCGGGCGGUGACGGGGCAGAUGAGCGCCCAGUACAACCACUACCUGGGGCCGCGCAGGGCCGCCCUCAUCCGCCGCAGUGGCGUGAAGCUGGGAGUGGGGGUGUCCUCGGCGGACUGCUUCUACCCGGAGCACAGCCAGAGACAGCUGGCAGAGGCCCUGGGCGCGGAGGUACACUGUGUGGCGGCUGGCCACGCCGAGUGCCUGUGGCUGGACGGGGUGGCGCUGAUGGUGGGGGCGGCUCUGGCUGUGUUCAGGGACAGCCGCGUGUAGCUGGGGUCGGCCAGAUAGGUCG